This is a messenger RNA of Phyllostomus hastatus (greater spear-nosed bat), 1618 nucleotides long. RefSeq names its product abhydrolase domain containing 14B (gene ABHD14B). Bases 136 to 768 code for a protein of 210 amino acids. NCBI's taxonomy places the organism in Eukaryota, Metazoa, Chordata, Mammalia, Chiroptera, Phyllostomidae. The transcript is spliced from 5 exons. The record is from RefSeq and is a predicted model, not a curated record. Gene Ontology annotation, cellular component: cytoplasm.
CGUUCCACAGGGAAGGUCAAGGGGCUCGGAGGCGUUGGGAAAACGAUCAAGGCUACCUGGCUGGGACUCGCCUGCCUCCAGUCUGCGCGAACCCUCGCAGCUCCCCAGGCGCUGCGCCCGCACGGUGGAGGCGGCAUGGCAGGCGUGGAGCAGCACGAAGGCACCUUCCAGGUGCAGGGCCAGAGCCUCUUCUUCCGGGAGGCCCGGCCGGGCGGCGGGCAGGCCGCCCGCUUCUCCGUGCUGCUGCUGCAUGGGAUCCGCUUCUCCUCCGAGACCUGGCAGAAGCUGGGCACGCUGCUCACGUUGGCCCAGGCUGGCUACCGGGCUGUGGCCAUCGACCUGCCAGGUCUGGGGCACUCCAAGGAAGCAGCAGCCCCUGCCCCUAUCGGGGAGCUGGCCCCCAGCAGCUUCCUGGCAGCUGUGGUAGAUGCCUUGGACCUGGGCUCCCCGGUUGUAAUCAGCCCGUCGCUGAGUGGCAUGUACUCCCUGCCCUUCCUCACGGCCCCCGGUUCCCAGCUCCGGGGCUACGUGCCAGUGGCCCCCAUCUGCACGGAGAAAAUCAGCACUGCCGACUACGCCAGCGUGAAGACCUCAGCUCUUAUCGUCUACGGAGACCAGGACCCCAUGGGCCAGACCAGCUUUGCGCACCUGAAGCAGCUGCCCAACCACCGGGUGUUGGUCAUGGAGGGGGCAGGGCACCCUUGCUACCUUGACAAACCGGAGGAGUGGCACACAGGGCUGCUGGGUUUCCUGCAGGAGCUGGCGUGAGGCCCAGCCCUGCCGCCCCCACUGGGGCUCUCUUUCUCCCUCCCUCCCUCCCUCCCUGCACACCUAACAGGUGUGUGUGUGUGUGUGUGUGUCUGUCUGUCUAGAUGCUUGUCUUUCUGGGCCUGUCUGUCUUUUCCUCUUUCUCUUGCAGUGACACACUGAGGAGGUGAAACCAAGAAAAAAAAUUCAGGAAUCAAGGGAUGGGACCUGGUGGAGGGUAACCUGUUUAGAUGAGCUUCUCCUACAGGCUGCCCUGCUCUGUUCUCUCCUUCCGCUGCUCUGCCCAGUCGACCCCUCCCACCUCCUCCUUGGCUGCCCCGCAGAGCACUCGCAGCCCCUACCUGGCCUCUAGGCCACAGAUGCAUACAUGCCCACAUGCAUGCAUACACAUGUCCCCAAACGUGACCCAACCGCACAGCUACACACACCUGACAUGCAGGCUCGGGUGCAGCUUCACACGGCAUGCACAGACACCCGUGCAUGCGUGUGCUUCCACACAAGCACUUGUACAGGCACCCGUGCCCUCCCAACCAUGCAGCACCCCAAUGUCUGGGAAGGUGGGGGCCCCAGGGACUGGUCCUUGCAGGAGGUCCUGUGCAGGGUUUAGGGUGAGGCCUGCCCUGAACUCCACUCACCCACAGGUCGCAGCUGACUCCAGAUCAGAAAUGUCCCCCAAAGGAGAGGGCCGCCCCUUCGACCCUCAGCUUUCCCUGCUCCCCCCUCAUUCUGGGUGCUCCCCCCUCCCCCGUUAUUGGGCCCGGGUCUUCACAGCCGAGCUUCUUUCCUGCUUCGAGGCUGGGGGAGGCGCGGAGGAGAGUGGAGGUCGGCGAAAUAAAGUCAUGCAAUUAGA